This is a messenger RNA of Acaulospora colombiana, 274 nucleotides long. Lineage: Eukaryota; Fungi; Glomeromycota; Glomeromycetes; Diversisporales; Acaulosporaceae. The record is from the annotation of a GenBank genome assembly.
UCUCAACAGUGUUACUCCGCGCUUUCUGUGCCCUGUGGAAAAUCUUUUGGAAAUGAACAAAUAUGGCUUGAUGGAUAUACGAACGCUGUACGAGUAGACUUUGCUCUCUUGGCAGGUGGAGUGUCGAAUCGUGACGAAUUCCGAUCACUGUUGCUGUCUUCUUCAGAACUGACGCGUUUUCUUCUAGUCAACCUCGUAACUCUCCUCACCUUGGCUUCGUUGACCGCUCCGCUUCCCUAUCUUCAGGAACCAACUCAUCAAGGAAAUCGAACAA